Ostreococcus tauri is the source of this 792-nucleotide messenger RNA. Its product is annotated as DNAJ-containing protein, X-domain. The coding region runs from base 1 to 792 and encodes 263 amino acids. NCBI's taxonomy places the organism in Eukaryota, Viridiplantae, Chlorophyta, Mamiellophyceae, Mamiellales, Bathycoccaceae. The record is from RefSeq and is a predicted model, not a curated record. The transcript has a single exon.
AUGGAUGGUUUCGUCGGUCGCUUGCAGUUGGCCACGCUCGCGAUGGCGGGUACGGAUCUCACCGAGGAGGAGUCGGAUUUGCUUCAGAGUCGACGAGAGAUUCGGUUGGCGAUCAAGCUCGCGGCGUUGUUAGACGUGUACGUCGAUCUUCGAGCGAAAACACCGAGCGAGAAGGAGUCGAUUCACGCGGAGGAGUUCUUGGACGCCCUGAAACCGAUGGCACAAAAGCUCGCGGAGACGUCCUUCGGUACCGUCAUGCUGGCGAAAAUUGGUUCGUGCUACAGAAUGGAAGCCAAGAAGUAUCUCACGGAUCCGCUCGCGGGGACGGGGACGUGGCUCGACCUCGGCGUUCGCACAACUACGGUCAAAUUGAAGCAACGAGCCUCGUCGUUCAGAAACACAUUCGACGCCUUAAAGGCGGGCGUGAGCGUCAUGGCGACGAUUCAAACCUCCGAGCAAGCCGUGGCAAAAGCGACGACUGAGGAGGAGAUCGAGGCGCUUCGCACGAAGCAACAGCUCGACGUCUUGCCACACGUCAUUGCAGCGCUCUGGUCAACGACAAGCGUGGACAUCGAGCGCACGCUGAGACACGUCGGGCGAAAGGUGCUCCACGACGCGAGCGUUCCAAAGGCGCGCCGCGCCGAGCGCGCCAAAGCUCUAGCCCAUCUUGGAAAGAUGUUCAAGAUCGUCGCGAGUGCGACCGCAAAAACGACGUCGAAAGACGGCGCCAAAAAUGCGGUGCACGCCGUGGAGGAAGCACUUCGCGCCGCGCUCGAUCCCGAAUACGCCUGA